UUGUUUUCAAAUAUAAUAUAUAUAUAUAUAUAUGUUAAUAUAGUUAAUCCAAACAAUCCCAUUUGCGCUAACAUAAAAAUAGUUUAUCAUGGGAUGUCUUUGGUCGAAGCAGCAUGUUGGACAUGAAGACCCAACUGUUCUUGCUGCUCAAACUUGUUUCAAUGUCACUGAGAUUGAGAUUUUGUACGAGCUAUUUAGGAAGUUAAGCAGUUCUAUGGUUGAUGAUGGGGUUAUAAGCAAAGAAGAAUUUCAACUUGGAUUGCUAGGAAACAGCAAGAAACAAAGUCUUUUUGCAGACAGAAUCUUCCAAUUGUUUGAUACCAAACAUGACGGAGUUAUAGAAUUCGGAGAGUUUGUUCGAUGCCUGAGUAUCUUCCACCCAGAAGCACCCCAAGAAGAAAAGGCUGCAUUUUCAUUUCAACUAUAUGAUAUUUGGGAAACUGGCUUCAUUGAACACGAGGAGGUCAAGGAGAUGAUAUUGGCGCUUCUGAAAGAGUCAGACUUGAUCCUGUCUGAAGAUAUUGUUGAAUCAAUUAUUCAUAAGACAUUUCAGGAGGCAGAUUUAAAAGGAGAUGGAAAGAUUGAUAUGGAAGAAUGGAAAGAAUUAGUGGCUCACAAUCCUUCCUUAUUGAAGAACAUGACAAUACCUUAUUUGAAGGACCUGACAGCUGCAUUUCCCAGUUUUGUGCUGAGACCAGAUAUUGAAGAUAACUUUAGCAACUAAAUUUUGAAGGACAGUGAAAUGCAUCACCAAAACCAGGAAAGAUGAAAAUUCUAUAACAAGAUGUCAGUAUGAC
This is a messenger RNA of Ziziphus jujuba (common jujube), 797 nucleotides long. Its product is annotated as calcineurin B-like protein 7. Bases 89 to 724 code for a protein of 211 amino acids. The transcript has 8 exons. Lineage: Eukaryota; Viridiplantae; Streptophyta; Magnoliopsida; Rosales; Rhamnaceae. Gene Ontology annotation, biological process: calcium-mediated signaling. Gene Ontology annotation, molecular function: calcium ion binding; kinase binding. The record is from RefSeq and is a predicted model, not a curated record.